GUAAAAUGAUCACAAACAACGUGCUCACAGACGAAGGCAAGCCUCCAAUCGUGUUGCAGGCAAAUGGAAACAAACUCUAAUAUUUCUAACUCCAACAGCCAAAUCGACAACGGAGACAUUUUGGAAGAGCCGUACUGGGAUUGCAGCGUCUGUACCUACAAAAAUAAUCCUGAAUCCUUUAAGUGUCGAAUGUGCGACGUACGUAAAGGCACUUCAACUAGAAAACCUCGGCUCAACCAACAAAUUGUUGCCCAACAAGUAGUGCAAAAAUUUUCACCAGCUACUGUAAACGGAAAGAAACUGAACGGAAAGAAAAUGCCUCGAAAAAUAAGGCCACGUCUAAAGAAUGUUGACCGCAGCAGUGCACAAGAACUUUCGGUAACUGUUGGAAACAUCACAGUCACUAUAACAGACUAUAAACUGUUACCUGAUAAUACAUUAUCUGCAAUAUCAGACUCACUAUCUCAUUCAACAUCCAGUGAAUCACUUGAUAGUUCAGGUGUUUCUUCAGAACAGGUUGCAGAAUCUAAUGGUAGCAAGAGAAAUGGCACCAUGUCUUUAGAGACCUAGCAAUCAUUUACCUUUCCACAUUUGAUAAAAAAUGUAAAUAGUAAUUAUUUAUUGAUUUAUUUUUACACCAAGUCACCAAUA
Dendronephthya gigantea is the source of this 651-nucleotide messenger RNA. RefSeq names its product RING1 and YY1-binding protein-like. Gene Ontology annotation, biological process: positive regulation of DNA-templated transcription. Gene Ontology annotation, cellular component: nucleus. Gene Ontology annotation, molecular function: DNA binding; transcription coregulator activity. Lineage: Eukaryota; Metazoa; Cnidaria; Anthozoa; Malacalcyonacea; Nephtheidae. The record is from RefSeq and is a predicted model, not a curated record. The transcript is spliced from 4 exons. The coding region runs from base 64 to 570 and encodes 168 amino acids.